Notodromas monacha is the source of this 1101-nucleotide messenger RNA. Lineage: Eukaryota; Metazoa; Arthropoda; Ostracoda; Podocopida; Cyprididae. The record is from the annotation of a GenBank genome assembly.
AUGGACCAAAAUAACAUUGUUGAAAGACUUGUGUUGGACGAAGUUCCUCGUGUUUGGGAAAUGGCAAGUGGCAUCAACGUUAUCAAGGAGACGUCCAGACGUCGUCAUCUUAUCCGUGGAUUAUCGGGGGAAGAUUCAAUUAGGACAAACGAUGAUGAUGAAGGUGUCACUAGAAGCAAGGCGUCGAGAUAUAGACAUCAUCUCAGCUGUUCAGGAACCAACUCCGACGUUUUUGAACCGCAAAAGAACGGUUGCGUGUCUCCUAGAUACGAGAAAAUCAACGACUUGAUGAUCUCAAUGCGUGAGCUUCGCGAAGCUGAAAAAAUCUGUCGCAGUCGCCUACAGCAUGAGAAACUUCGGAGGGAUCGUUCUGUCAGAAGUUCAGAAAAGCGCGGAAGUGUUUUUUCAGUAACUCGAGGAACGUCGCCGGAUUCGCGAGGUCCAUUAGCUAGUGAUGAGGCUAUGGCAGUCAACUGGGCGUCAACCCUUUUUGCUUCGUGCUAUUUUGUUCUUGCCAUUCUGGUGACCUCUGUGGCAGUAGUUGUUACGGAACUGAGAGUGCCUGAUCCCAAAAAGUAUCCCCCUUUGCCGGAUAUAAUCCUUGAAAACCUGCGGUUCAUUCCAUGGGGCUUGAAAGCAGCAGAAUUCGCAAUAAUGACUCUGUUUCUUCUCUUUGGAUUCAUAUUUUAUAUUCACAAGCACAGGGACAUCAUACUGCGGAGAUUCUUCGUAAUAGCUGGCACGGGUUACUUUUAUCGGUCUCUCACCAUGGUCGUUACGUCUUUGUCAGUUCCUUCGCCGCAUUUGAAGUCAUGCUACAAGUUGCCCAGCUUUCCCCUCAGAAUUCUCGAAAUCAACGUGGAAUUCAUGCCAAGGGUUGCCUCCAGGUCAUCUAAUGUAAUUCCGCCAUUUUCAUCAACAGCCGCCUUCACAGCCGCCAAAGUGGCGGCCAAUGUGGCGGCUGUGAAGGCGGCUGUUGAUGAAAAUGGCGGAAUUACCUUGGAUAACCUGGAGGCAACCCUUGGCAUGAAUGCCACGUUUUUUUCAAGAAUUCUGAGGGGAAACCUUGGUUACAAUAAAAAAGGGCGCCUCAUCUUUUGA